Alligator sinensis (Chinese alligator) is the source of this 1992-nucleotide messenger RNA. RefSeq names its product pancreatic progenitor cell differentiation and proliferation factor like (gene PPDPFL). Lineage: Eukaryota; Metazoa; Chordata; Crocodylia; Alligatoridae. The coding region runs from base 34 to 372 and encodes 112 amino acids. Gene Ontology annotation, biological process: cell differentiation; multicellular organism development. The transcript has 5 exons. The record is from RefSeq and is a predicted model, not a curated record.
GCCCGGGCCUCCCCGCCGCUUUGCCAGCUACGGAUGAUCCCUGAGAAAACGGCCGUGCUGUUUGCUGAACUGGUUCUCCUGGCAGCCUCGUCUUGUGCCCGCGCCACAGCCAUGGCAUCCGUGCCCUCCGCCGGCUGCCUCAUGGCCAAAAACCAGUACUACAGAACUCGGCUGAAUUCAGAAUCCAGUGUUUCAUCAAGCAGUUCGUCCUGUUGUUCUGACCCUGUGAACUUCUCAGACCAAGAUAAAGUUCUUCAUGGGUUACCUGAAUUAUUUGAUAAAUGUUGGUGGAUAAAAAACUUCUUCCCCUGUGAGCCAGCUCCUCCAAAUGUGGGCAGAAAAACAUUAUCAGCCAGCAGUGCUAACAGUUGAUUGUGACUGCAAGCUGACUUUACCUGCAGUGAUAUUGCAUACACAGACUCAUUUUUCUAAAGGCUCAGGGUCUUCCAGAUGUCUGCAUUCAGCUGUUCGAAGAAAAUAAACUGCUUGAAACUACUUUUACAAGAGGAAAAGUACAAUUACAGAAAGAUUUUCCAGUAGCUUAAAUGGUUUUGCUUAAGGCAAGAGUUAUUUGUAUCUACCCUGUCUGCUACAGCAUUGUUAGUGUUUGAGAAGCACCUUGUAUAUUUUCAAAUGGAAGAUAACUGGAUAUGAUAUCCUAAUGAUUUGCUCAGAUUAUUGGAAGAAGUGACAGAACAAGUAAGAGGUGACUAAAACCAGAAAACUUUGUGUUGCAGAUAACUAUGCAGCCAGCUAUCUUGUUUUGUAGGUUUAAAGUUUAAUAGAUCAAUUGUGUGGACAUCAAAUCGAUGCAAGCUAGGUUAAAACGAAUGGAUUCCUUCAUAUACUACAUCUGAUGCGUUUCCAAGAGCCAGAUAUAGCAGUUACAUAUAACGUGGAGCAAAGCUUACAAAGCAGUUGUGUUAAUAGCUUUACUUGUAAAAAGUCCCAUUUAACAAAGUCACCUUAUACAACAGUCACUAGAUCUAUCCUUUUGUGCUGUUUGGUGGAUUUUGAGCUCAUCUGUGCAGGUGCAGUUCUCAUGCCACAUCUGUGUACUGUGGUUAUGAAGGCCUGCCAAAAUAUGUAAACUUCAUGGGCUGAUAUUUUAUAAGUAUGAGGGCAGCCAUGUUUCAUUUCAUUUAUACUUUUACCUAGUCUGCUAUAGAUUAAAGAGACACUUGUUUGCUCAUGACUAGUUUUUCCAAAGAUUAAUGGCUGCCUGCCAACUGCACAGCAGAUUGAACACCUUGCAUAGCCACAAUUCUGAUAUUAACCAAUUUUUGUGCUCAUACAAUAAUAAUACCUUUACACUUAUAUUUCUCAUUUAGUAUUUUUCAUUUAUAUUUUGUUUCUCUUUUUAGAAGCUCCCAAGCUGCUUAAAACUAUAUUAAUAAUAAUUGUUUCACUUCCUGUGGUGUGCAGUCUAGCAGCAGUACAGAUUAUACAGCAAUACAACCCAGCAUUGUAGUUUUUGGUAGAUGUGAUAGUUGAAAGCCCUUAGAUGGAAAAGAAAGUUGCAAGUAUUUGGCUCGCUGCUUCAUUUCAUGUUUUAGGACUGUUUUAUUGAACUUAUGAGGUACCAAGUCUAUUUGCUUACUCAAUAUAUCUGGCACAUUUAAUCCAGAAAGUGAGUAAGUACCAAUAUAUCCUUUUAAUAUAAAAUGUUUUAAAAUUGUGUGUUCUAUAUUACAGUAACAGUGCCAUACAUGUGCAUAAUGAUUUAGAUUAAAAAAAAAAAAGAGUUCCAGCCUCAGAAAGCUUACAAUGUAUGUCAAGAUAAAUGCAAGGAGGGUGAGAAGAAUGCAAAGACAACUGUGAAAAUACUGUGUUAGAACUCUGUAACUGUCUUUGUAUAGUUUAUACCUCUUUUUUGUUUAAAAUUAAUGUAAGUCUUGAUUUUAGAAUUGUCUUUAUUUAAGUAUAUGGAAUGAGCUACUCUAUUUUUAUACUCAGAAGGUUUUGUAUGAAUAAAUGUUUCAUUAUUCCAUA